Megalopta genalis is the source of this 2621-nucleotide messenger RNA. It is a transcript of the gene bbc, whose product is annotated as choline/ethanolaminephosphotransferase 1 bbc. Lineage: Eukaryota; Metazoa; Arthropoda; Insecta; Hymenoptera; Halictidae. Gene Ontology annotation, molecular function: ethanolaminephosphotransferase activity; diacylglycerol cholinephosphotransferase activity. The record is from RefSeq and is a predicted model, not a curated record. Gene Ontology annotation, cellular component: Golgi apparatus; endoplasmic reticulum membrane. Gene Ontology annotation, biological process: phosphatidylethanolamine biosynthetic process.
UUCUUUAAGAAUGUUGUGUGACGACGAGAUGUCGUACGUGUUCACGAACAGUUACUUGUUAUGUUUAGUCGUUGUGUUGUGAAAGAAUCGAUGACCGUUGAAUUAUUGUGAAUCGUUUCUGGUGUUCUCUGUAUUCUGGCUGCUUUGAAUUAUGCAAUUUUAUAAGGAGAAUCUGCUGUCGCCCGGACAACUGAAACGCCUGAGCGAACACAAAUACAGCUGCACCACCAACAGUCUCCUGGAUGGGCUACUUCAACCGUGGUGGGACUGGCUAGUCAGCAAAGUUCCACUUUGGCUUGCGCCCAAUUUAAUCACGAUCCUAGGUCUCAUCGUCAACAUUGUGACAACUUUGAUUCUUGUUUAUUACAGUCCCGAUGCUAGGACCGAGGCACCCAGGUGGGCAUGUUUCUUGUGCGCACUUGGUCUGUUCAUUUACCAAAGUUUGGAUGCUAUUGAUGGCAAACAGGCCAGAAGAACAGGGACUUCAACACCUCUGGGUGAACUGUUUGAUCACGGAUGUGAUUCCAUAUCAACUGUGUUUGUUGCUCUGUCAGCAUGUAUAGCGGUACAAUUAGGAUAUUAUCCAACAUGGAUGUUUUUCCAGUGCUUUUGUGCUAUGACACUUUUUUAUUGUGCUCACUGGCAGACAUAUGUUUCAGGGUCACUAAGGUUUGGCAAGAUAGAUGUUACAGAAGCACAAUUUACAAUUAUAACUAUUCAUCUCAUUUCUGCAUUCUUUGGACCUAAAGUGUGGAUGAUGGAGAUACCAUACAUAGAUGGUUUUAUGUUUAAGUAUUUAAUAGGAGUUAUGACAGUGAUUUGCGCACUGUACAAUUUGUAUUCCAUCUUUUCGGUGAUUUUCACCGGAGGAGUGGGCAAGAAUGGUUCAACUGUGGCUUUGCCAUACACUGGCACAGAGGUCAAGGUGUUUCCAUUAUGGGCUGCUGUGGGCAUCGCUAUAAUACUUGCACAGAGCAGCAUAUCCGUCAUUCUAGCCGGUGGUGUCGGAAAAAAUGGCUCCACCGUAGCAGGAACAUCAGUUUUAUCUCCAAUUAUUCCAUUUAGUUUUGUGGUAGUACCAGCUUUUAUAAUUUAUAGAAAAAGUGCUGAGCACGUAUAUGAAAGUCAUCCUGCAUUGUACAUACUUGCAUUUGGAAUGGUUGCAGCUAAAGUUACCAAUCGAUUAGUGGUUGCACAUAUGACUAAAAAUGAAAUGCAAUAUUUAGACAGUUCGCUGAUUGGACCAGCCAUGCUGUUCCUGAAUCAGUAUUUCAAUUUCUUUAUCAAAGAAUAUUAUGUUCUUUGGUUGUGCUUUAUUUGGGUUACUCUGGAUUUACUCCGAUAUAGUUCUCAAAUUUGCCUUGAGAUCUGCGAUCAUAUGAAGAUCAAACUGUUUAGGAUACCAUUAGGAGAUCAUCGAACGAGCCAGGUUUCUAGUGCAGCUGAAAAAAAUGUUCGCAUGAUGGUGGAACAAGAGCCUCUGUUAGACGGUGAAUAUCAUCACGGAUCUGACACUACCCUCGACCUAUGACAGUUGCAAAAGUAUUCAUCGACGUAGAGAUGAUUAAUUAAACAUGUAGGGUGACACAAACAUCUCUACCUUAACAUUUAACAUUAUCAUACAUACAAUAACGCAUAGAGGAAUAACAAGUGGCAAAUUCUAUUGCAACAUGUUCCUUGAUAGGUAAUCAAGAGAUUUUAUAUAUGAAGAAAGUAAACCACACGAAGAGACAAAGAACAAAUUUGUUUGGUUUACAUUGUAGAUGAUGGCAGAAGAGUUUUUAGAUGUAUUUAUAACAGUGAUAGACACGAGACUAUCUAACAGUUCAAAAGUUUGAACUGCAGAGAUUAAUGUAAUGUUAUCUGUAAAGUACAAUUUUAUUACCGGUGACUGACUAUGAAGUAGUUCUUGUACAGCCAUAAGUACUCGCGAGAUAAAACUUUGUUACUGUUAAAACAAUUUUACAAAACAGUAGAACCAAAUAGCAAAAAUUAUUAUUCACAUCUUUAUUAUUAUUAUUAUUAUUAUUAUUAUUAUUAUUAUUAUUAUUCAAGACGAAACAAAAGAAAACAACGAUCGAAUAUUCCAUUUUUUAAAAAUUAGAGAUGUUCCCUAUAGUCGAACACGAAAUUUUUAGCAUAAUGAAACACGCAUUAUUUCUGUCAGUUAUUAUUAAGGAAUGGCUGCUCCCAUUUUCGAUGGGUGGCACAUGGUACUAAAUUGAAAACAAACAUCCACCCCGAAAUGUAUACUAUUUAAUAACGAAAGUAAGAAAUGAAGGUGAUAAUUUUGUAUUGAUACUUAUUGCGUAAGACUUGUAAACGGUGUGGUGAUAAUGCUUAAUUCGAAUGCUUAUAUUUAUCUACGAACAAUUUGUAUUCAUCUAAUUAGUAAGAUAACGAAUUUGAAUCCGAGCCGUUGCUCGAGGAGUUAUUACAUUGUUGCAUUAUCCUUAAAGCAAUUCACAUUUUUUCUUCGAUAGUUCUUUACACCUAAUCGAGAUUAAGAAAAGCAAAGGAUAAAGUAUGUAAAAAGUUCAGAUCAUGAAUAUUAUAGAUCCUGUUAGAAGGAUUAAAAACCAUGUAAAUUAUGUAAAAUAAAAUUUCGAAUGAAAUUUCAA